GACGUGGGCUAGCUUCAACCAAGCCACUGCUAAAUAAGGUACAGUGACAGGUGACAGAUGUAAAUGUUGUCCUUAUAAUUGGAAGACUCCGUAUAACACUUCUAGACUGGACAGAGUUGCCUCAUUGCUUGAGUUCGUAAUGGAAAUGACUCACAAUAUAACUUUUGAUAACCUUGAUGAGUUUAUAUGAAUACCUCGAUAGCUUCUUCCAUACGUUUCCCAUUACAUGCUCAUCAUGCCUACUCCAAUUGAUAAUGCUUUAAAGUCCAAGAACGCCGUAUUAGCCUUCUCCGGGCUCGUCACGGCCGCGUUGGCGUGGUCGAUGUGGGGUGGAAGUAUCUUUCCUACUGCGGCAGAUCCAACCGGCGACCCUCAGGAUUGGACCCGAGAAGAGCUAAGAAGAUGGCUCGCUGCUCGUAACCUUCACCCUCAAGAGAGCGAUUCUCGAGAACAACUGCUGGAAAGAGUCAGGGCGAAUAUGAGAUAGGUUAAUUCAGGCAGUAGUAAUGGAAUAGUAGGAGGAUGGAUAGUUAAUUGGGCUUAGAUGUAUAUCAAAGCACUUCCAAGGUUGUAACAAGAAGCCAAUGCCAGUUACUAUGCCUACCCAGAUACCUAUAACUAUCAUACCCCAGGUAGUAUAAACAGAUCGAAGUUAUAUGUUGCAUCACGAUACAAGUAAGUUAUAGUGACCCGUGGCACAUGUGUGCUCGAUGUUACACGUACAUAGAGUAAGCUGUAAC
This is a messenger RNA of Hypoxylon fragiforme, 740 nucleotides long. RefSeq lists its product as uncharacterized. The record is from RefSeq and is a predicted model, not a curated record. The coding region runs from base 227 to 487 and encodes 86 amino acids. The transcript is spliced from 4 exons. NCBI's taxonomy places the organism in Eukaryota, Fungi, Ascomycota, Sordariomycetes, Xylariales, Hypoxylaceae.